AUGUAGGUUUUAUGGUUUAUUUGAUGUUUUAUUGUUAUUCAAUGUCAGUUUUAACAGACCUCUAAUGGGUGGAACAAUUCCAGAGAAAUCAGCGUAAAGAGGUCGUGUGUUGGAUUUAAACUGCUUCCCUUCAUCCCUUAAUUCGCCAGAUAUGGAUUUCCAUUGUAUUAUAACUAUGAUGGUUAUCGUCAUUGCUGGAAAGGUAGAGGGGGCAGCAAUUCAACAUGAUCAAAAGUGCACUUUGUCAUCAGAAUGUCCAACAGGUUCCUGCUGCAGGCAUACUAAUGGAUCACUCCUGAUAUAUUCUGGAGUGUUCGACCAUAUAGGACCAUACAAUCCGCAGACAACAGGCCAUUGUGUACCGUUAUUAGCUCAGUAUAAUGAACAGUGUGGCGAGACAUGUCCAUGUGACGAAACAGAAGGUUUAACAUGUUUUAGGAGUAUUUUAACAGAUAAUACCAUAGCUCCAUUUAGAUGUCAGGACAAAUCUUACGUUGACAGAGAAACCGAUAAAUUUAUGGAUUGUUUCCAAAAUCCAAAUUGUCAACUUCCUCUUUAAGUUUAAACAUUUUACGGUUUGCCUAUUUAAAAUAAAAACACAUGUAAAUAUUUAGAGUGCUCAAAGCUUAAACACGUUUGGUGCAAAUAAAGGUGCGACACUAUUUUUUAUAGAAUAUGUAAAUGUUGGGGGAAAUUGUCGAGUCAACAGAUACACAUACUUCUUGCUUAUACUUUUCAAGUAAAGACACAACUUUUUGAUAAAUAUUAGAAUGAUUUCAUAAUACUUAGUAAAAUAAACCUAAAACGAAAUCGAGAGUUUUAAGAUUGAAACUAAACGAUUUUUUUUCUGGGGAAGUUUUCUUGCAUAUAAACACUGACGAACAAAUAACGCAAGUGUUGCUUCUUUAUUUGUAUAAGAUUUACUUAUGGCAAUAAAAUUGCAUCUCUGUAUCUAAUAAAUGUAAAUAUGU
Molecule: messenger RNA, 971 nt
Organism: Mytilus californianus (California mussel)
Lineage: Eukaryota; Metazoa; Mollusca; Bivalvia; Mytilida; Mytilidae
Exons: 5
Coding region: 152-559 (135 amino acids)
Source: RefSeq, a predicted model, not a curated record